CGGUGCCGCUGCGGCUGCGGCUGCGGCGGGUCCGGCGCUCAUUCCCCCGCCGGCGCAGGAGGGCAGCUCGGCUCCUCGUGGCGGCGCGCUCCGGCCGGGCCAUGCCGUCCUACACCGUCACCGUGGCCACCGGCUCCCAGUGGUUCGCGGGCACCGAUGACUACAUCUACCUGAGCCUGGAGGGCGCCGCGGGCUGCAGCGAGAGACACCUGCUGGACAAGCCCUUCUACAACGACUUCGAGCGGGGCGCGAUCGACUCCUACGAUGUGACUGUGGCAGAAGACCUGGGAGAAAUCCAGCUGCUAAAAAUUGAGAAGCGAAAGUACUGGGUUCAUGACGACUGGUACCUCAAGUACAUCACUGUGAAAACGCCAGUAGGUGACCAUCUGGAAUUCCCAUGUUACAGAUGGAUUACAGAGGAUAAAGAAAUUGUCCUCCGAGAUGGAAGAGCAAAGCUGCACCGGGAUGACAAGACUCAGAUCCUCAAGCAGCACAGACGCAAAGAACUUGAAGAACGGCAAAAAAUGUAUCGAUGGAAGGAAUGGCAUCCCGGCUUUCCUUUAAGCAUCGAUGCGAAUUCUCACAGUGACUUGCCUCGUGACAUCCAGUUUGACAGUGAGAAAGGAGUCGAUUUCGUUCUGAACUACUCCAAAGCAAUGGAGAAUCUCUAUGUCAACCGGUUCAUGCACAUGUUCCAGUCCUCCUGGAGUGACUUUGCAGAUUUCGAGAAGAUCUUUGUCCGAAUCAGCAAUACAAUCUCUGAAUAUGUGAUGCAGCACUGGCAGGAAGAUUUUAUGUUUGGAUACCAGUUCCUGAAUGGAUGCAAUCCUGUAAUGAUCAAAAGAUGCAGAGAGCUACCCAAAAAGCUUCCAGUUACCACCGAUAUGGUAGAAUGCAGCCUGGAAAGAAACCUGACUCUGGAAGAGGAAAUAAAGCAAGGGAACAUUUUUCUAGUGGACUAUGAACUGCUCGAUGGUGUUGAUGCCAACAAAACAGACCCUUGCACAUUACAGUACCUGUCUGCACCCAUCUGCUUACUGUAUAAGAACCUGGAGAAUAAAAUAGUUCCCAUUGCUAUCCAGAUCAAUCAAACCCCUGGACCAGACAAUCCCAUUUUCCUCCCAUCAGAUGACAAAUACGACUGGUUACUGGCCAAAAUUUGGGUUCGCUCAUCGGAUUUCCACAUGCAUCAGACGGUGACCCAUCUUCUGCGGACACACUUAAUUUCAGAAGUGUUUGGUAUAGCCAUGUUCCGGCAGCUGCCUGCUGUGCACCCCCUUUUCAAGCUCCUGGUACCCCAUGUGCGCUUCACAAUAGCCAUCAACACCAAAGCCCGAGAGCAGCUCAUCUGUGAAUGUGGUCUCUUUGACAAGGCAAAUGCCACUGGCGGAGGUGGACAUGUGCAGAUGGUCCAGCGAGCAACAAAAGAACUUACCUACAGUUCCCUCUGCUUCCCAAUGGAAAUCAAAGCCAAAGGGAUGGACAGCAAGGAAGAUAUUCCAUAUUACUACUAUCGGGAUGAUGGCAUCAAAGUCUGGGAGGCAAUCAAGAGCUUCACGAUGGACGUGAUUGACAUCUACUACAAGAGCGAUGAUGUCGUGUGUGAGGACAUCGAGCUCCAGGCCUUCGUCAAGGACGUCUAUGUCUAUGGAAUGAAAGGCAACAAGUCUUCAGGAUUUCCAAAGACAAUCAAGACCCGCGAGAAGCUAUCGGAAUAUCUCACUGUGGCAAUAUUCACGGCGUCAGCACAGCAUGCGGCUGUGAAUUUUGGUCAGUAUGACUGGUGUUCCUGGAUUCCCAACUCCCCUCCGACCAUGCGGCAGCCUCCCCCUACACAAAAGGGGACAGUCACAAUUGAGCACAUUGUCGAGAGCUUGCCAGACAGAGGUCGCUCUUGUUGGCAUCUUGGAGCAGUCUGGGCCUUAAGCCAGUUCCAGGAGAACGAACUGUUCCUGGGCAUGUACCCAGAUGAGCACUUCGUAGAGAAGCCGGUGAAGCAGGCCAUGAUGAAAUUCUGCAAGGACCUUGAUGAGAUCGUCAGCGUCAUCACUGAACGGAACAAGAACAAAAAACUACCUUACUAUUACCUUUCCCCAAACCGCAUCCCCAACAGCGUCGCUGUCUGAGCAGAGCUCCAUGAGAGGCUGAAGGUUUGGAAAGCUCCAUGACACGCAUCACCUGUGAGCA
This is a messenger RNA of Dermochelys coriacea (leatherback sea turtle), 2187 nucleotides long. RefSeq names its product arachidonate 5-lipoxygenase (gene ALOX5). Gene Ontology annotation, biological process: linoleic acid metabolic process; lipid oxidation. NCBI's taxonomy places the organism in Eukaryota, Metazoa, Chordata, Testudines, Dermochelyidae. The coding region runs from base 102 to 2126 and encodes 674 amino acids. The transcript is spliced from 14 exons. Gene Ontology annotation, cellular component: nuclear envelope. Gene Ontology annotation, molecular function: arachidonate 5-lipoxygenase activity; iron ion binding; protein binding. The record is from RefSeq and is a predicted model, not a curated record.